CCGUCGCCCAGCGGGAGUGAGACGCGAGCUGCCAUCGGAUGUUAUCCGGAUGAUCGCAUCUUUCCGAACGGAAAGGGUCAUUUCGAGAUUUUGGUGGCAGCGGGCGAUGGACGUGGUCCUUGUGCGUGCAUCGAAGGCGCAGCAGCUGACCGCGGACAAGAACACGUACAGCUCAUGGGGAGCGCCGCAGCUCACGUUCGAAGAGUACUUGGAUCGAGAGCAUGAGUUGAUUGCGACGCCGUUCGCAAAGGAAACGCUGACGGGGUAUGUGCUCGUGCCAAAGUCGAAUCCGACGACCGAUGACAUCUUGUGCUACGUCGAAGUAUUCAAACGCCCAGUCUGGUACAAGAGCACACGAUUGAACGGAUACAGCGUUGGGUCCGUGUACACACCUGCGAAGCAUCGGAAGAAGGGGUAUGCGGCGACCACGCUAAAGCUCAUCCAGGAAGGCAUGCGUGCGGACCAGCAACAGAAUCAACCAAGCGGCACACCCACCAUUGUGAUUUCCAACUUGUAUUCCGACAUUGGGCCGAAGUACUACGCAUCCAAGGGCUGGACAGUUUAUGCGUCCCAGCAGCUCGUGCUCCCCGCCACGCACUCGCUCCCCGCUAUUUCGUCUGCACCGUUGCUGGUUCAAGUGGAAUCGUUGGACGCUUUGACCCGCGUGUGCCAAGCCGACAUCGCUCGCAUGCAGUUGCAGACGCAGGCGUCCGCAACCCCUGCCGUGUACUUUGAACUAACGCCGUCGGCCGUGCUGUGGUUCCACACUCGUGCUGCAUUUUACGCCCGCACGAAGCGGUCGUUGGCGUCUGCGCCAACGUCGCACGGCGUCUUCAUCGCCUCUGGCACGUCGAUCGAUUCGUUCAUCGUUUGGACACACGACUUCAAAAACAACGCGCUCACUGUCUUGCGCUGCCACACCGCGUCGCCUGCGAUCUUUCCCACUCUGCUGGACGCUGCCCUCCGUGAAUCGCGCGCGUGGUCGUUGGCGUCCGUGGUGGUGUGGAACCCGGAAGCUGCGUGGCUCACGGACGACCUCCGCGCGUUGGUUGCAUCCCGCGAUGACUCGCUACCCUCGCUCCUCGUCACCGAAAAUCAAAAAGCUGUCGAGGGGGUCCAUUGGCUCGGCAACGAUAAGUAUGUUUGGGUUUAACUUGCUCAAACGUGACGGCAGUCGUCGUACAUUGCGCCGAGUUUUCAACGCAGCGAUCGAUCGCUUGUGCCACGUA
Aphanomyces invadans is the source of this 1229-nucleotide messenger RNA. RefSeq lists its product as hypothetical. Lineage: Eukaryota; Oomycota; Saprolegniomycetes; Saprolegniales; Verrucalvaceae. The transcript is spliced from 2 exons. Bases 50 to 1153 code for a protein of 367 amino acids. The record is from RefSeq and is a predicted model, not a curated record.